GUUAUCCAGUAAAGACAAUCAUGGUCAAGGAAACAGGCUUUUACGACACCUUGGGUGUGAAACCGAAUGCCACUCCUGACGAACUUAAAAGAGCCUAUCGCAAACUAGCUUUAAAAUAUCAUCCCGACAAAAAUCCUACAGAAGGAGAGAAGUUCAAGCAGAUCUCACAGGCUUAUGAGGUGUUGUCAGAUGCCAAGAAGAGAGAGCUGUAUGACCGUGGAGGUGAAAAAGCAAUAAAGGAAGGGGGGACUGGUGGGGGUGGUAGUGGGAGCUUUGCAUCACCCAUGGACAUCUUUGACCUGUUUUUUGGUGGAGGCAGUCGGAUGCACAGAGAGCGAAAAGGAAAAAAUAUUGUUCAUCAGAUUACAGUGACGUUGGAAGAUCUUUAUAACGGAGCGACUAGAAAACUUGCUCUCCAAAAGAACACUAUUUGUGAGAGAUGUGAAGGUCGUGGGAGUCGGAAAGGGGCUGCGCAGAUGUGCAUGACUUGUCAUGGCACAGGCAUGCAAGUCCGCAUGCACCAACUCAUACCUGGGAUGGUCCAGCAGAUGUCCACAGUGUGUAACAGCUGUCAGGGCCAAGGACAGAGAAUCAGCCACAAAGACCGCUGCAAAGCAUGUGCAGGGCGAAAGAUCCUGCGCCAGAAGAAGAUCCUUGAGGUCCACAUUGACAAAGGAAUGAGAGAUGGCCAGAAGAUCGUUUUCCACGGAGAGGGUGACCAGGAGCCAGGAAUUGAGCCGGGUGACAUCAUAGUCGUUUUGGACCUGCGGGAACAUUCAACUUUUACUAGGAAAGGAGAGGACCUGGUCAUGUCAAUGGAGUUACAGCUGGUUGAAGCUCUGUGUGGAUUCAAAAAACCUGUUCAGACACUAGACAACAGAACUCUCCUCAUCACUUCACCUCCAGGAGAAUUGAUCAAGCCUGGAGACACGAAGUGCGUCGCAAAUGAAGGGAUGCCAAUGCAUCGCAGACCGUUUGAGAAGGGGCGCCUAAUCAUUCACUUCUCGGUGGUGUUUCCACAAGCCAACUUUCUUCCAAACAACAAGCUGAAGGAGCUGGAGGACUACCUCCCAGAGAAGCUGGACCCAGAGCAGCCUGAAAGCAUGGACGAUGACCUCUACAUCUACGCCGACCUCGAGGACUGUGACUUUGAGAACAGAAAGAGACAAAACCAUCAGCACUACUACAUGGACGAAGAUGACUACGCCAGCACUGGAGGCGUUCAGUGCCAGACAUCUUAAAAAUAUCACCCGGGCUCUUCUCAUUCCAGAAGCCCUCCUCAUCAUCUCUUAGCAAAGCACCUUUCUGGAAGUUUGUGCACUUUUUUUUUUUUUUUAUUUAAUUACUUCUCUUAAAAUCAUAACGGUUUACUUGUUUUAAGUUAACUCUAAGGCAGAGUCAUAGAACUGGGUCCCACCACCCUUCUAAUUUAUCAUAACAGCUCGUAUAGAGCUAGACUGGAGAAUGGCACUACAUGUCAUCUAUGGGACAAUAUCUUAUUUUAUUUUUUGUUAUUCCAAUCACACUGUGAUUAGAGACCACGGCUGGUAUUGCAGGGACCUCAGAAGAAAGAAAGAAAAGACUGCCUGCUUUUUAUACAGUUACACUGAAGAUGAUGCCAAUAUUAAUGUAAAAUAACUUUUUUUUUUUUUCUUUUUUUUUAAAUUGUUACAUAAUAAGCUGUUUUGUGAACCACUUGUUGACUUGUUGAAUCUGUUGUCUGUGAGAACUCAACCUGUACAUGGUGGCUGAGGCAGAUGUGCAUUCAGGCUUCAGUUAAUCAUCUAAGCUGGGUAACCCUUUAAAGGGCUAUUUUGUAGACAUUUCUAAAGAAUCUUGUAAAUGUGAGUCGGAGGUAAAGGUAAUACUGAUUCAGGUGUGGCAGAGUGAAGGUUCAAGCCACCAAAAAGAGGAUUAUUCAAACAUAUUCGAAGUAGGUUCAGUGCUUCAACUUUGAACUUCUAAUCAACUGAUUGAUACACCACACUUUGUUUUGGACUGCUUGGAAAGUAGAACACGUAUGCUGCUAACUGCUGGCCAGGUAUUCAGAAGCAAAAGGUACAGAUAAGUGAGGAGUCACAUUUCUUAAAAAUGUAGAGCCAGCAGGAUUGAGAGAGAAAAUAUUUCACAUUUUAACUCUUAAUUUUUUGCCAAGCAUUUUUCUGUGUUCCAGAUUUGAGGUGUUUUUAUUUUUUAUUUUUAGUAAUCAGCAUAAUUCAGCAAACGUGCUUCAUAAAAAAAGUCCUCUAGAAAAGUUUGUCUUCUAAAAAAAAGUGUCAAGUUGCUCCCAAGUUUUACAGGAAAAAAAAGUGGCUGAUGUCCCUGUGGUUUUAAGGUUGAAUGUUUUUUAAAUGAUUUUUUUUUUGGUUUGUGAUUUUAAAAUCUAGAAGAUUAAGAGUUCAGUUGUUUCUCUGGCCUGUUUAAACUUAAAUCAAACUAAAGACAUUAACCUGUUGGCAGAAUUUUCGCUCAUGUUGGCUCACGAGUGCAUCUGUGUCACAUUUAUAGUCCUUAUUGUAAAUGCCAAAUGCGUCAAUGAGAGGUUAUUUAGGACUUCAAAAAACCACAGCUGAUACCUCAUUGAAGAGUCUAUCUGUUUGAAAGCCUUAUCAUAUCACUUGAAGCUACUCGAUAAUGCAGUUCUUCUUUUUUAAUAUUGAUUUUGUUUGCCUUGGAUGUUUUAAAACAACUAUGCUCACCAGAAAGGAGAUUCCUGAAUUUCUUUCAGCGAUGCAAAUUUACGAGUCUGGACUCUAUUAAGUGUUGUCAAGUUCUUCAUUUGACUGUACCCGUAUAAGGACCAAUCAUCUACUUGUUUUUGUUUUCUAAUUAAAUGCAGUUUGAUGGUCUCUA
Messenger RNA from Labrus mixtus (cuckoo wrasse), 2853 nucleotides. RefSeq names its product DnaJ heat shock protein family (Hsp40) member A1 (gene dnaja1). Gene Ontology annotation, molecular function: ATP binding; Hsp70 protein binding. Gene Ontology annotation, cellular component: cytoplasm; cytosol. Gene Ontology annotation, biological process: response to heat; protein refolding. The transcript is spliced from 8 exons. The record is from RefSeq and is a predicted model, not a curated record. Lineage: Eukaryota; Metazoa; Chordata; Actinopteri; Labriformes; Labridae. The coding region runs from base 21 to 1241 and encodes 406 amino acids.